Messenger RNA from Cydia amplana, 2344 nucleotides. Its product is annotated as putative ferric-chelate reductase 1 homolog. Lineage: Eukaryota; Metazoa; Arthropoda; Insecta; Lepidoptera; Tortricidae. Gene Ontology annotation, cellular component: membrane. Gene Ontology annotation, molecular function: transmembrane ascorbate ferrireductase activity. The record is from RefSeq and is a predicted model, not a curated record. The transcript has 13 exons. Bases 277 to 2196 code for a protein of 639 amino acids.
GUUAUUAUAAACUGAAUAGGUUGUAAGUGAACUAAUUUAGUAUUUUCAAACAAUUCUGCUUGGAAUCUUAUUGGUUGCAGUGUUUUUACUGUAGCUUAACAAAAAAGUGCGGUGCGGUACCCAGUGUUCCGUGUGAAAAUCUGUGGCAUUUUUGUGAUUUAAAUAAUUCAUUUGGUCCACGAACAGUGUUUUGAAACUGUUUAGUAUUUGGUUGUUUACUACGUUUGAAUACUAAGGAGCAGCCUCGGCCGACCGGUUUUUCGUAAAAAGUGAAAUAUGCUACCUCGGAAAAGGAACAGGGGUCUGCUGGCGCUGGCGCUGUUGCUGCUGGUGCAGUCUUCUGAACAACACGGCUCUGGAGCACCUCCUGGGUCAUGCCUAGACCAACUCCCUCGGCAUCCCGACAUCGAGCCGCAGACCUCUGUGCCACCCUAUGUGGUAGUGACGUCAUCAUCCCAAGUCCGACAGGGGGAUAAGCUCAGCGUCACGAUUGGCAGCCAGCCGGGUGCGCCCGUGCCUAUUGGCGGCUUCAUAUUGCAGGCCAGACAAGUGCAGAACCCCGCCAGUAUCGUCGGCAAAUUCCUGACAGUCCCUGAUCCCGAGAAUACGCAGAUCAUCAGCUGCCGCGGCGAGAACGACACUGUAACGCACUCCAACCCUAAAGACAAGCCGGCGCAGACUUUCCUGUGGCAAGCGCCCACUGACUUCCUUGGAGGAAUCGAGUUCAGAGCAACAGUAGCACAAAGCUAUGCGACCUUCUGGAAGAAUGUGGAAUCGGCAGUGGUGGAAGUGGUGACCCCAGACACCGUGGUCACCACUACGGCUGUGCCUACUACCACUCAGAGGACCACUAUGGCUCCUCCUGUCGUUAUGGAAUCUAAGCCUAGAGCAGUUCCUACCCAACUCGACACCAUCUACCAGGGUUGUGCCGAUACUAAGCUCUGCUACGGCGUGCCCCAGAACUGCCUCAACGCCGGCAACUGCAAGGCCGUCGUGGCCAUCUUCGUCGCUGGCGACAAGUACACCUUCGAGAUCCAGGGAACGGACAACCCUAAAUACGUCGCUGCUGCUCUGAGCAUGGACAACAAGAUGGGAGACGACAGUGCCAUGGAAUGCGUCAGAAACGACAACGGAAGAGUCAGUCUCUUCACAUCCUGGACUUACCCUAAAGCAGAGCCCUACGUGCGAAGAUCUGACUCGCCUCAGGACAUUGUUCAGCUUUUAGAGUCUUCUGUGAUCGAUGGGAAGCUGUAUUGCAAGUUCACGAGAGAUGUGGAAUCUAAAGUUAUGGGACAGACGUUCAAUUUGGCUACAACGAAGUACAAUUUAAUGGUGGUUUCUGGAGAUAGUAUGAAAGACGCCGAUCGAGUAGGUUUCCACAGCCUCGCGUACGAGGCGACGGGCGAGCCACUCGCCCUGUCCAGUGUGGGUGCGGCCGCCGGGGCCUCCAAACUGCUGCUCAAGUUGCACGGUAGCUUCAUGAUCGCCGCCUGGCUGGGAAGCGCUUCACUGGGCAUUUUACUGGCACGGUAUUUCAGACAGACGUGGGUCGGAAAGCAGCUAGGUGGAAAGGACAUUUGGUUUGCCUAUCACCGAAUGCUGAUGGUGCUGACGUGGCUGCUGACCGUGACCGGCUUCAUCCUGAUCCUAGUAGAGGUCGGCGGCUGGUCCACUACGGGAGACAACCCUCACGCCAUCACCGGCAUCGUUACAGUUGUGCUGUGCUUUAUACAGCCCAUCGGUGCUUACUUCAGGCCACACCCUGGAACUAAGAAGAGGCCUAUCUUCAACUGGGUGCACUGGCUAUUUGGCAACGCCGCGCACAUUUUAGGCAUCGCAACAAUCUUCCUGGCGGUCUACCUUCAGAAGGCGGAGCUGCCGUCAUGGAGCGUGUUCGUGCUGGCGGCCUUCGUCGCUUUCCACGUCAUCAUGCAUGUCGUGCUUUCUCUAACUGUGUGCGUGUCGGAGGGCAAGAUUAGCCGCAGUCCCGUGAACGUGUUCCCUAUGAAGGACAUGAUGGGACAACAGCGGCAGGCCUCGCAGAUCGACAGGACCAUCGACGCACCGUUCUCCAGUUUCCGUCGACUGCUUCUCGGCAUCUACGCGCCCAUAAUCCUCAUAUUCGUCGUGGCCAUGAUCUGCCUAGUCGCCCUCGCGCCCAUCGGGGACACCUACAGCACCAUCAUGGGAGCUUGAACCUUAAUGCUUUAGCGAUAAGAUUAGUUUUAGGUUGAAAAUGUAAAGCACACUUAGGUCUUUUCACAAUUUAGCUUAAAGUACACAUCCAAUUUUGAAACGUAAGAAGCUUGGUUUUAGGUUAAAAAUGUUGAACAUGUACUUAGAA